UAUGUAGAUGCAAGUGACCUCUAACAGGAGGUUUUUGAACUGAAGAAAAUAUAUGGGGGAAAUUAUAAUUUAAAAUGGCGGGCGCGUAGUUGUUGUGCUUGUGGUUUUUCGCGAAACCAGUGUUUUCGUCCAGUUUACGGUGCUUUUCUUAAUGAAAAUUGGUCGGACAGGUGCCAAAACAUAUCCAAAUUAUCGUAUUUUUGUUCGUGAAGUGCACUUUUAGUCAUAAAGUGGGAUUUCCAUAGCUCAGGUGUCAAUGCACCUGGUGUUGAUGUGAAAGUACUGUAAUAUUAAAGGGUUUUAUGGGACCAACGCCACUCAGCUCAUAAGCGGCAAUCACUCCCGAACAUGUGCAGUUUAGUGAAAAAUGCUCAAUCUAUCUACUCUGAUGGUUAAGAGGAACAAACCCCACCUGUUGUAUAUACUUUUUUUAUGUUUUCUCCAUUUCCACGCCACCAACCCCUACCUUAUACUGGUGGAAGACACCUCGUUACCUGGAACCGUAAUUUUCAAUGCCUCGGUAUUCCGACUGGGGUCGGAUAGGGCCUACACGAUCAACCAGAAGAGAUCGGCCCCAUUCGUCCAGUCCCUUAUACAAGUAGAGGCGAACACUGGCCAGGUUUCUUUGCUGGAAGGGCUGCAAUGCACUGGACUGUAUUACCCAACGCUUUUUACUGUGCACAUUGACUCCACAUCGAGCAGAAUCAGGGACAUCAACUACUACAGUUUGCCUUUGAGGAUAUUUAUUACUGGAAAAGAAUGCGCUGAUCACUCAGCUGAAGAGGAUCUGGAAUAUUUGGAUGAGUUUGCAAGCGACAAGCGAAGCCGUCGGUCUGAAAAUGACCGGAACCCUUUCGCACAUGUCCAGCCUUCGGCCAAGCAGCGAAUAAACGCGGCCAGACAAUGGGUGUCGGAGACGUACGCUUCUUUUGCUAUCCCAACCGCCGGAAAAUGGCGCAAAAUCUGCCUGCGGCAGUCGCAAUUUGUUAAUUCCAUUACGAAUUUCCUGCCCUUGACUAUACUGGAGUCCUGCACAGUGAAGUUUCACUAUGUUAGUGACGAGCGGUUUGAGAUUGAGCACAGCCAAGGCGAUUUGGUGGCCAGCCGGGACGUUUGCAUAGUGGAGCCCAUGUGGAAAGUGUCGGUUCUAUUCACGUCCGAAUGCAGAGAGGCGAACAUUCUGAACUCGGAGCAUCGCCUGAAAAUCGUCUACCAUCAUCAGCAGUUCAACGACACCGACAUCGCCAAAAGAGUGCGAAGAGAGCUGAGGAACCAGUCGCCGUUCUUCGAGCAGCAUCUCUACGUGGCCAGUGUGUUGGAAGAGUGCGAGCCUCCAGUAAUAGUCACCACCGUAAAGGCCCGAGACCCGGAAAACAGCCCCAUCACCUACUCAAUGACGAGCCUCUUGGACUCCCGCACUCAAUCCAUGUUCGACAUUGACCCCAAGUCGGGAGUAGUCAGCACCAAGGUGCAACUGGACAGAGAACUCGUGGACGUGCACUACUUCAGAGUGACUGCGCAAGACAACACUUUUCCUCCCAGAUCAGGCACCACGAUGCUCCAAAUCAACGUGCAGGACGCAAACGAUCAUUCCCCGGUCUUCGAAAUGAACGAAUACGACGCCAGCAUCAAAGAGAGCGUCAGUGUGGGCACGACAGUCAUCACCCUGAAGGCCACCGACCAGGACAUCGGGAAAAACGCCGAAGUGGAAUACUCCAUUCAGAGCAUCAACGGCGGCGGGACUUCAACGGAAGAGGAGGACAACGCGUUUAAAAUCGACGCAAAAACCGGCGUGAUCACCACUCGAAGCCUGCUGGAUCGGGAGACCACUGAAGUCUACACGCUGAUUGUAGGAGCAACUGAUCUGGCCAGCCCGCAGACCACCAGAAGAUCUUCAUCGGCCAGCGUGAUCAUCAGCAUCCUGGACGACAACGAUAACUACCCCCAAUUCUCCGAACGCACCUAUUCAGUGGCGCUGAACGAGGACGCGAACUGGGGGGAAAACCCCGUAAUCGCCCACAUCAAAGCGACGGACUCGGACCAGGGCGUCAACGCCGCCAUUCGCUACGCCCUCAUCAGCGGAAACACCCAGUCUCAGUUCGCCAUCGAUAGCUUAACGGGGGACGUUUCAUUGGUGAAGCCGCUCGACUACGAGACGCUCCGAAACUACCGAUUGGUGAUCAGAGCGCAGGAUGGGGGCAGCCCGGCCAGGUCCAACACCACCCAACUCCUAGUCAAUGUCAAGGACAUCAACGACAACGUGCCCCGAUUCUACACGUCCCUGUUCCAGGAAAGCGUGCAGGAGAACGUGCCUAUCGGCUACAGCGUUGUAAAAGUGCAGGCCUACGAUGCGGACGAGGGCCCCAAUGCCGAAAUCAAAUACACCAUUUCCCCCAGAGAUGCCACUGGGGGCAGCACCGACGACCUGCCCUUAUCAGUGGACCCCCAGUCCGGCUGGAUCUACACCACCAAAGACCUGGAUCGGGAGGAUCAGUCCAAGUUCAUGUUCCAGAUAAUAGCGGCCGAUCAAGGAGUGCCGUCGCAAUCGGCCAGCGCCAGCGUUAUCAUAACUGUGCAGGACGUGAAUGAUAAUGACCCGGUUUUCGAGCCCAAACUCUACGAACUGACUGUGGCUGAAGAUGACCCUCCAGGCACUCCAGUUACCACCGUGACGGCAACCGAUGCGGACGAAGACAACAAGCUGCACUACGAAAUAACCAACGGGAAUACCAGAGGGCGGUUUGCCAUCACGUCCCAGAAUGGGCGGGGCCAGAUCACCAUAGCGCAGCCGUUGGACUACAAGCUCGAAAAGCGGUACAUCCUUACAGUGACAGCAGCAGAUUCGGGGGGGCGCAGCGACACAGCCACCGUCUACGUCAAUGUAACCGACGCCAACAACUUUGCGCCGGUAUUCGAGAACGCCCCCUACUCAACCAGUGUGUAUGAGGACGCAGUGGUUGGCACCACUGUGCUGGUGGUCAGCGCCACCGAUAACGACGUAGGCCUGAACGCGCAGAUCACCUACUCCCUAGGGGAAGAUAGCGGCAGCGACUCUACUUUUGCGAUUAACCCCCAGACUGGCGCUAUUAUGACUACCAAGACUCUGGAUCGCGAAGCCACCGCUGGGUAUCUUCUGACGGUGACUGCGCGGGAUGGGGGAAACCCCCCAAUGUCUGACACGACAGAUGUGGAAAUUUCGGUAAGCGACGUCAACGACAACUACCCUCAGUUCAGACAGCCCGCGUAUUCCGGCAGCGUUUCUGAGGACGCCCUAGUGGGGACCUCAGUGGUUCAGGUGGCUGCCUCUGAUGCAGACGUCGGGCUCAACGGCCGCAUCCGCUACACCCUAAGCGAGAAGGACCAGGACGACGGCUCGUUUGUCAUCGACCCAGCCAGCGGAGUGAUUCGCACCAACAAAGGCCUGGACAGAGAGUCGGUGGCGUUUUACGAGCUGGAGGCCUACGCGAUAGAUCGAGGCUCGCCCACCUUGAGCAGCUCCGUCCCAGUCACCAUCCGGAUAGAGGACAUUAAUGACUCCCCGCCGGCUUUCGCCUCGGACAAGAUCGUGCUGUACAUAGCGGAAAACAGUCCGAUCGGGUCUACAGUGGGGGAGAUCUAUGCCAAAGACCCUGACGAGGGAGUGAACGCCAUUGUUCAGUACUCGAUAAUAGGCGGGGAGGAUGCGCAGAGCUUCUCGCUCGUCACUCGGCCGGGCUCCGAUAAAGCCGAGCUGCUCACUAUGACCGAGCUGGACUAUGAAACUCCAAAGAAGAAGUACGAUAUCGUGGUGCGAGCCGCCAGUCCGCCGCUCAGGAGUGAUGCGCAUGUGGAAGUCAUUGUAACUGAUGUGAACGACAACGCGCCGACUCUGCGCGAUUUCCAGGUGGUUUUCAACAACUUCAAAGACUGCUUCCCCACUGGGCCCAUAGGGAAAGUGCCGGCCUUCGAUGCGGAUGUCUCGGAUAAGUUGCGGUUUAAAAUCCUGUCUGGCAACAACGCCAAUUUGAUAGCGCUCAAUCAGUCCACUGGGGAUCUGCAGCUGUCGCCCCAGCUCAACACCAACGUGCCCAAGCUGGCGUCUAUGGAGGUGGCCGUGUCGGAUGGGGUGAACGAAGUGAAGGCCAUCAUGCAGCUGAGCGUGCGGCUGAUUACCGAGGGAAUGCUUCGGAACUCCAUAACCAUCCGGCUGAACCAGAUGACCAAAGAGGCCUUCCUGUCGCCCCUGCUAGGGUUUUUUGUGGAUGGCCUGGCGGCCAUCAUCCCAUGUCCGAAGGACAACAUCUUCCUCUUUAGCAUUCAGGACGAUACGGAUGUGAAGGACAAGAUCCUCAAUGUGAGCUUUUCGGUGCGCCGCCCGGACACCACCAAGGAGGAGUUUUACUCCUCGCAGUUCCUACAGGAGCGGGUGUAUCUGAACAGGGGCCUCCUGGCGCGACUUUCCACGGUGCAAAUCCUGCCCUUCGACGACAACCUAUGCGUGCGAGAGCCUUGCCUGAACUACCAAGAGUGUCUCACGAUGCUGAAGUUUGGCAACGCGUCGGGCUUCAUCCACAGCGACAGCGUGCUCUUCAGGCCCAUCUACCCAGUGACUACGUUUACAUGUCAAUGUCCGCGGGGCUUCACAGGGGCGCGCGAGCACUACUUGUGCGACACCGAGGUGAACUUGUGCUACUCCUCGCCGUGCAAGAACGACGGCAUCUGCAAAAUCCGCGAGGGCGGUUACACUUGCGUGUGUCCCGCUAAUUUCACUGGGGAAAAUUGCGAAAUUACGCUAAACGGCGAGGCGUGCAAGCCGAGUGCAUGCCGGAAUGACUUCACAUGCAAUUCCAUGCAAAGGGAAAACGGCGGCUUUGUUUGCGACGACUGCUCCUUCAAUGCCGACCAGGAUUACAGCGCCACCUGCCAACUGAGGGGCCGCAGUUUCACCAAAAGCUCCUUCCUAACGUUCCCCAGCUUGAAGCAGCGGCACCGGCUGCACUUGAAGCUGAGCUUCGCCACCCAAGCUCAGAACGGGCUGCUCUUGUACAACGGCCGCUACAAUGAGCAGCACGACUUUAUCGCCUUGGAGAUCGUUAGAGGCAACGUGCAGUUCUCCUUCAGUCUCGGCAGCUCGAUCACCAAGGUGAUCGCCUCGGUUCCCGGAGGGGUGGCGGACGGCAAAUGGCACUCAGCUACUGUGAGCUACUUCAACAAGUCAGCUACUCUGGCAAUCGACGGCUGCGACAGCGCGCUUGCUUUGAAGCACGGCCGGGAGUUGGGCAGCAAGUGGGCUUGCGCCAGCUUCGCUGAACACAUCUUGGAGUCGCGAUGUGCUUCCCUUACGGAAACUUGCCACCGAUUUCUGGACCUGACUGGUCCUCUGCAGCUGGGCGGGUUGCCAAUGCUGUCUGCCAAGUUCCAGAUUGAGAACUUCCACUAUGAGGGCUGCAUUCAGGACUUUGAGGUCGACUACCGGUUUGUGGAUCUCAAUUUGUUUGUCGCCGACAAUGGCACCACUGCGGGGUGCCCGGAGAAGAAAUCCUUCUGCGCCGUCGCACCCUGCAAGAAUGGCGGCACUUGCCUAGAGGGAUGGACAGUCUUCAAGUGCCUCUGUCCCGAAGGGUAUGGAGGCAGGGACUGUGGGGAGACUAUCGGAUUGCCCUGGCAUUUUUCUGGCGACGGAAUGCUUUCGUUCAACCCCUUGCUCCGGCCCAUCCAGCUGCCGUGGUUGAAUGCCCUGUCGGUGCGGACUCUGCAGGAGGACGCGUUUCUGAUGUCCAUCCAAGUGGGGCAAAACAGCUCUGCCACGCUGGCGCUCCAUAAGGGCCAGCUUUUGUACGUUUACAAUGGGGACGAGCUGGCGCUGGACUCUGUGGCAAUUUCCGAUGGGCAGUGGCACCACAUCGAGGUCUCCUGGAUCGGGACGGAGGUGAAGUUUUCCAUUGACUACGACGAGUAUGCGGCGGUGAUGCCGUUCUCCGAGAAAAUCCAGGGGCUCUACGUGGGGAAGAUCCUGAUCGGGGGCCCGGAUAGCAGCUACAGCAGUUCGAAUGCCGCAUUCGGCUAUCUGGAAGGGUGCAUCCAGGAUGUGCGGAUCGGGAAUCAGCAGACCAGCCUCACUAGGCCUACAGUGAAGGAGAAUGUGGAGGAGGGGUGUUUUUCCUUGAUGGAGUGCCAGAGUCAAUGUCCGGAUGAGGCUGAGUGUACAGUCGGCUGGGGCAGGUCGCAAUGCGAGUGCCACAGCGGGCAUGUGGGGCCGCUUUGCGUGCCGGUUUGUUCGGUAAAUCCAUGCGAGAAUCUGGCUCAAUGUAGGGAAAGCGCAGGGAAUCCCAGAGGGUACGAGUGCCGAUGCAACUCCACUGAGUACUCUGGGGAAUAUUGCGAAAUCAAGCAAGUGCAGCCCUGCCCGGCUGGCUGGUGGGGCCACCCCGUAUGCGGCCCGUGUGGAUGCGAUGUGGAGGCCGGCUACAACCCGAACUGCGACAAGAAGACUGGCAAGUGCCAUUGCAAGGAGAAUCACUACCAACCUGCCGGCACUAAAGAGUGCAUUCCCUGCGACUGCUACUCGGUUGGCUCGUUCAGCAGCCAGUGCGACCUUGAAACGGGAAACUGCCACUGCCGGGACGGGGUUAUUGGGCAAAAGUGCGAUUCCUGCCCCAACUCCUAUGCAGAAAUCACGCUGAAAGGAUGCGAAGUGGUCUAUGAUGGUUGCCCCAGGUCGUCAGCCAACUCCAUCUGGUGGCCGAGGACGGUGUUCGGCCAACAGGCCUUGGAAGUUUGCCCGAAGGGCUCGCAUGGAAAAGCGUCGAGGAAAUGCGACAACGAGAUGGGCGGAUGGCAGGAGCCCGACAUGUUCAAUUGCACAUCUGAUCGCUUUGUCGAACUACGCGAGCAGCUAUCAAAAAUCGAGACUGGCGAGCUGUCGCUGAACUCCUUCGUGGCUAUCAAGCUCACGCACGACCUCAACAGGGCCACAAACGCCACCAAAGAGCUUUACGGGGCCGACGUUUUGGUCUCCUACGACUUGAUCAAAGAGCUCCUCCACUAUGAGUCGCGAGUGCACGGGCUCAAUUUGACUCACAGCCAGGACAAGGAUUACAUCAGCAAUCUGGUGCAUUCGAUCAACGUAGUUCUCGCUGUGAAAUAUGCGGCUCAUUGGGACCGAAUCAAGGAACUGACCGGCGAAAGUGUGGAGAACUUGAUCAGCUUCAUGGAGAAAUACAUUAAUGUUCUGUUGGAGAGCCAGCAUGACACCUACACGAAUCCUUUUGAGAUUGUUUCCCGGAAUGUGGUGUUGGGCCUGGACAUCGUCACUCCCGAGUCCCUCUAUGGAUACGAACCCGAAAUGGGGCUCCCCAUGCCUGGGAACGGCCAAUCGUACACCACAGAAAGCGUGAUUUUGCCCGAUACUUCGCAGUUCAUGCAGGAGAACAAGUAUCAAGUGCCUUUAAUCGGGUUUCCCAAGUACAACAACUACCUGUUCGACAAGUCCAAAUUCGAUCCCAAUUCGAGAGUGUUUAUCCCACUGUCCUUGCUGGGCAUCAAGCCCUUGGAGCAUGGGGAAGUGAUAACGAGGCACAGUUUGCCAGGUGAUGGGGCGAUCGUCAGCUACAUCCAGUAUCGACAGGCUGGGAAUUUGCUGCCCAAGAGGUAUGACGAGUCAGUGGUGCGCCGAUGGGGCGUGGAUAUCACGAUCGGGUCCCCCUUGAUGUCGAUCGGCGUUUUGGUGCCGGAAUAUAUUGAGGCAGUGGAACCAACCACGCAGAGCAACCUCAAUGUGAAACUGCCGGAGAUCGCAAUGCCCGACGACAAAUGGACGAAGAAGAUUUUCGUGGAGCCCCAAGUUAAAGUCCACGAGAACGAGGCGCACUACCUAAGGUCAAGGGAACGGAGGGAUAAGGAUGUGACGAAGAAAUUGCUCUACAGGAGCUUAUCGGGAAUUCCCCUCAAAUCCCCCAUACGGCUGCAGAUUUGGCUCAAUUCCAGCGACACUCUGUUCAACGAACGCUCCAAUCCCCAGUGCGUCCAUUGGAGCACCGCAAGAGGAUUUGGAGAAUGGUCCAGAGUCGGCUGUCGCACCGAACUAGAAGAGAACUGGUUCGAUAAUUUGGACGAAAAUUGCGUGGUGAUCAACUGCAGCUGCAACCAUUUAACCACCUUUGCCAUUCUGGUGGACGUGGUGGACUUGGAUUACAUACCCGAGCCAUCGCUGCUUGAAACCGUCUCAAGCUACAGCUGUUUCUCCAUAUCGCUGCCUCUGCUGCUUGGGACCUACUUGAUAUUGGCGCUAAUUCGCGGCUUGCAGACCAACUCUAACACCAUAAGGAAGAACUUGGUGCUCUGUGUUUUUUUGGCCGAGCUGCUCUAUUUCGUUGCGUUGAAGGCGAGAAAAUUCAUGGUUUCUAUAGAGUUUUCCUGCAAAUUGGCGGCCAUUGGCCUGCAUUAUCUGUGGCUGGCGUCGUUUUCCUGGAUGUUGGUGGACGCGAUUCAUUUAUACAGGAUGUUGACGGAAAUGCGGGAUAUCAAUCACGGGCCGAUGCGCUUCUACUACAGCAUGGGCUAUGUAGGGCCGGCUGUAGUGGUGGCUUUGGCUGUAGGAGUCAGAGCCCACCAGUACGGGAAUUACUACUUCUGUUGGGUCUCGCUCUAUGAGAGCGUGGUUUGGAGCCUGGUGGGCCCAACUUGCCUGCUCACAUUUGCCAAUCUCUGCAUCCUGCUUCUAUCGAUCAGGGCUGCGUUCACCAUCCAGGACCAUGUGCUGGGCUUUGGGAAUCUCAGAACACUCCUGUGGGUCUCAGUGAUCGCUCUUCCAUUGCUGGGCAUCACCUGGGUGCUGGCGCUUCUAGCGGCCUCAGAACGGCAUCCGCUUCUGAUGCCGUUUUUGUCUGCCGCUGUUCUCGUGCACGCCGCUUUCUCUUUGGCCGGCUACUGUUUCGCCAACAAUCGCGUCCGGCAGAAUCUUCUGAGGACUUUCAUGCGCUGCAUGGGCAAGAAGGUGCCUUUACUGGACACCCAGUCAGUGGCGGGCGUGCCGAGCACCAGCAGCCAGAACAUUUCAGCCCAAUCUCGGUCUGCAUUGACGUACCACGCAGGACUAGAUCCGACCAGCAGACGAAACAUUGGCAUAUCGACUUCAAGCACCACUUCCAGAUCAACAACUAAAACCAGCUCGAGUCCUUACAGGAGCGACACCCAUUUGCGUCACACCUCAACAUCCACGUCCAACUACAACUCAACCAGCGACGUCCCCUCAUACCUGAGAGGUUUUGAGCAGGAGGAGAGAAGGUCGCGCCGCAGAGAAAGAGGUGCUGGAGACAAUGACCAUGCUGCAGGGCGAGAGCGCGGGGAUAGCGAUUCGGACAGCGACGGCUCGGAGGGCCGCAGUUUGGAUCUAGCGUCCAGCCAUUCGAGCGAUGACGACGAGUCCAGCGCUAGACGCCAUCAUAGUCGCAAUCAUAUUUCAAGGCAAGGAUACCUUCCGAAUAUAACCGAGCAUGUGGCGUCACGGUGCGGCACGCCUCCUUCCCUCAAUGUGGUGACCAACUCCCAACUGUUCCCGGCAAUUCAGCCCACGUACGGCUCAAGAUGGGCCAGCCAGUUGCCCGAAGCUUACUUGCCCAAUGUGAACGUGCCGGAAGUGGGCCGAUGGUCAGCCGAGACCGGCUCAGACAACGAGUUUGUGCACAAGAACUCCCCCAAUCCGCUCCCCAAUCCGGAUGUUACUCCCGAAACGUGCUUGCGCACCAUCGGGUCUGAACAGUAUAUGGUGCAGGCCCACUAUAACAACCACUACAACGCUAAUAUGCAGUUCAAGGGGGACUAUGUGGGGAAAAUGAUGCCUCCUGAUAGCGUCAACUACCAGGACUACGAUCGAUGUUCGGACCUUGAAGAGAAGCAUCAUAUGAACGACAAGUAUUCGUUUCCCUACACUGACAACAUGCUGGAAGCCGAAGAGGAUCAUGUGACUGUCCAUAGCAAUUAUCUGCCGGCCUCGCAGCCAGGGAGUCGGCUGAUGUCUCCAGUGGCCAGUGAUGUCAACAAUCUGGACUAUCAUGGGCAGGGUUUAGGCUCCAGAAUGGGGUCACGGAUAGCAUUAAGGAAAAGGAUGAGGAAACACCGGUGUGAAAGGCCGCAGGAAUUGGAAGGUGUCUAGUUUUAAACCAAAUGUGCUUUUGUAUAGGCAAUGGGGCAUUGUAGCCCAACAUAAGAGGCUUGGCAGUUAAGAUAAGUAGGCUAUAAAGAGAUUUCUAAUUGAUAGGUAACUGAUGAACAUCUAAAACAGUGUAAAUAAAUCGACUCAAGUUUUGGUUUGAACGGUCAGGGGGCUUAAAGUUGCUCAUUCCGGUUUGACGGUAUUUUUGCUAACAAUUUAUAGUGUUUGGAGCGAGGAUAGUGAUAUUUUCAUAGCAUGUUUCGACUCAUUAAACAGCAUUUUUUUUAA
This is a messenger RNA of Dendroctonus ponderosae (mountain pine beetle), 10420 nucleotides long. It is a transcript of the gene stan, whose product is annotated as protocadherin-like wing polarity protein stan. Gene Ontology annotation, molecular function: G protein-coupled receptor activity; calcium ion binding. Lineage: Eukaryota; Metazoa; Arthropoda; Insecta; Coleoptera; Curculionidae. The record is from RefSeq and is a predicted model, not a curated record. Gene Ontology annotation, biological process: G protein-coupled receptor signaling pathway; homophilic cell-cell adhesion; cell surface receptor signaling pathway. Gene Ontology annotation, cellular component: plasma membrane.